AUGGGACUGUAUUUUUUAGGUCUUUUAGUUGUAUGUACUUGUCCGCAAGGGCGGGUUACGGGCCUGGGGUUGUCUGUAUGCAAAAGUCCGUGCUUUGAGAUCUAGACCCUUCUCUUCUGCCUCGCGCUUCUCUCUACCCAUCUACAAUAGGUUGCUCCGCUUCGUAUCAAACUUUAAAAGAGGCAGAUUAAGCAUCAGGAAGUAUGGAUGCGCACGGUCGAGCGGGAGGAGGAGGAGUAGGAGGAGGAGGAGCGGAGAGCGGGGAAACGAAGACCAAAGGGGCUGAUGUCAGCCCUUCCCGCAGCGGGAGUCUGCCUGCUGAUACUAAAGAGAGCGGAAGAGAUAGCAAAGGGGGUGGAAGCCAAGGAGACCAAUCCGUGUCACAGGAACCUGCACCUGCGCCUAUGCCACCUACACCGACAGACAGCGCGGCGGGGUUGCGCAAGAGGUACUUGCAGCUGAAACCUCUGGGACCGUAUGAGUUGCCAUUCCACACCGACUUCGGCAGCGAGGCCAACCGGCAUCCCGAUCUGCUUCCUUUUAUAAAAAGGAUCUUUAACGAGGCGAAGAGUCUCGAUAUAUCAUCCUGGAGGAAGUCCUCCUCGCAUACGUUUGGGCCGAAGAGCGCCGCGAAGGGGAUAAAAGUCGACCAACUGGCAAGUCUCGACGGCGGGGAGGCAUGGUUCGCUCGCCAUUCCCGGCAUCCUGAGGAUGAAGGCACCGCAGAUGGAACCAAAACGAUCACUUGGAAAAAUUUUGAUCAGGUGUUGAGGCAGGACCAUUCCACGAAUGAGGCCGAGUAUACUCCAAACGUGUACGACUGUACUGAACUUCUGAGAUGGAACGAGAAAGAGCUGAAAGAGAUUGGAAAGAAAAUAGGUUUCAACGAGACGGCCAUGUGGAUCAUCAACAUGUACCAUGGAAUCCCAUGGCCGCUGAACGAUCGUGUUUUCUCUGUGCUCGUCCUAGUGGGUGUGCGGGCCGACCUUGUAGCUGGCGAACAGGGCGUGCCUACAGACGAAUCCAUAGUCGUGCAGUUACCCGUCGACGUCGUCCAACUUCCUGAUAUUAUCAAGAACAGAAGCCAUCAUCGAGUUCCCGGUACACCCACGUACUUGCGGGACUCAUCCCUAGCCAGCGAUAAACAGAAAGAAAAGAUUGGGAAGAAACUGGUGUACGGACAGUAUGUUAGUGUAGAGAGAGUUGCGAGGGAGAUUGAGACGGACGGCAAAGCGGUGACCCAUUGGACUAUGGCGACGUGGUCAGACGCGAAAGGUGUACUGCCCGGAUUCGUGCAGAAGAAGGCUCUGCCUGGAGAGAUUGUGAAGGAUAUUGAAUAUGUAUAUGACUUCGUGGGGACGAAGAGAAGAGAAGGUCGUUUUGAUUAAACAUUCAUGAAGAUGGCUAAGCGG
Aaosphaeria arxii CBS 175.79 is the source of this 1412-nucleotide messenger RNA. RefSeq lists its product as uncharacterized. NCBI's taxonomy places the organism in Eukaryota, Fungi, Ascomycota, Dothideomycetes, Pleosporales. The transcript has 2 exons. The record is from RefSeq and is a predicted model, not a curated record. The coding region runs from base 204 to 1388 and encodes 394 amino acids.